AUGUCCAAGCAGAAGAGCAUCUUCAAUGACAAGACCAACCAAAUUCAGGAGCUGACCUACACGGUGAAGCAGAGCAUCCAGUUGCUGAACCAGAAGAUAGAAGCGCUGGAGAUGAGGACCAAGGGCUCAGGGCCCAACAAAAGCUACCAAGCCCACUCCUCUGCCCUCGUGGACGCGCUGAAAACUAGGCUGCUGCAAGUUACCAAGGAGUUCAAAGAUGCUUUGGAGGAUCGCACCAAGGCGCUGGAGCAACAGGACAAGAGGAGACAGAUGUACUCAGCUGGGGCAGGCUUUGAUGCUGGCCGCCAGAGGCCAUCCCCUAGCGGCAAUCCGGAAGACCUGGAGGGUGGGGGCGGCGCUCGCGCAAUGUCCAUGCAGCAAGGCUAUCACAACUCGAGGGCAGAGGCAGUGCAGAGCGUUCAGAAGACCAUCGGUGAGUUAGCCCAGAUGUUCCAGAAGAUGGCGGUGAUGGUGACCGCGCAGGAGGAAAUGAUACAGCGCAUUGACAGUGACCUGGACGACACGCUGGACAACACAAAGAAAGCUCAGGACAACCUGCUUGAGUACUUCCAUUACAUUUCCUCCAAUCGUGCCUUGGCUGGUGCUCUCAUCAUCAAGGUCUUCUUGAUUCUGAUCUUUUUCGUGAUAUUCUUCGUUGUCUUUUUACUUGUGUUCUUGAACAUGACGACCAAGCUUGAAGUUGCUCGUUUUGGUGUUCCCCAGUACAAUGGUGAGCCAGAGCUGUAUGAGGAGUAUGCAGAGAGGGCCUGGGAUCUUUGGUACGGCCGUAAGGGCACAGAGACCACCCAGGUUUCGACUCCCAUUCACCUCAGGUUUGGCUUGACAGGUCCGGCUUACGAUGCUGUCAGGAAGCUGAACCACUCGGACUUGAUCUCUAAGGACUCCGAAGGUAAGCCGUCUACAAAGGGCAUCCAGCUUCUCGUGAAGACGCUUCGUGAGAGCAUCGACCACGAGAAGCCGGUGAAGACGAACGAGCUGUUCCUUACCGCCUUCUACUCCCCCACGGUCUGGCGCUUUCAGUCCGAGUCUAUGCCGGCCUACAUCGUGCGCCGCGAGCAGGAGUUCCGUCGCCUCGAGGAGGUGCUUGGUGGAGCGGAGCAGCUCAACGUCCUGUCCUCCGUCGGCAACGACUACGACCUGAAGAAGGUGCCUAAGCCGUUCUCCUCGAAGGGUGGCAAGGGAAAGAACCGUGGCUAUGUGCUCGUUGCCGAGAAUGGCCAGGACGAAGCCGAGGGCGACGAGAUCUUUUACGACGAUGACGAGGACGACCCCGAGGACGAGGCUUACGAGGUCGAUGACGAUGGCGAUGCCGACGAUGCUGUUGAAGCAUUGGCUCAGGACAUGGACUUGGCAGAUGACCCCGAGCUCGUCGAUGCCUUCGCUACGAUCCUUCAGCGCAAGAAAGGACAGAAGCCCCAUGGCAAGGGUUCAGGGUCAAAGGGCCAGUCUCAGAGCUUUCCCUUCCAGGCAAAGGGCGAGGUGACGGUCGACCAAAGGACACGUGCCAUCAGGUUCCUGAAGUCGGUCACUCCGUGUACUUCGUACGGCCUGAAGGGGCACUGGGCAGGCAACGCCGAGUAUCAGAAUUCCAGGAAAGGCAGCAAAGGUUCGGCCGCGACCAAGAAGAAGCCCCUUGCGAAGAAGAAGUCCGCUCACUACUCUUUCUUUGUCGUGGGCGAGUUGCCGGCAGGCGACUCCGAGAAGACGACGGCCGAGAACGACGUGCUUGUCGCGGAGAACGGUGUCUCCUUUGAGCCCGGCUAUGGUGCGUUCACGAACCGCUUCGAGAUGGAGGGCGAGGAUGCCGAGUCGUACAUGGUGUUGCGCGCGGAGGAGCUCUGCGAGCAUGCCUCCUACAACGGGGGCGGCGAACGGAAAAGCGAGUGCAACCGCUCCGUCAUCCAGGCCCAACGCCGUGAGCCGAGUCAGCUUUGGAAGUUCCUGGUUUUGGUGGCCAUGUGUACCAAGGGCCAGGCGUUGGAGGACCGAGAGCGUGAACGACAAGUGCGACCUCCCAACUUGGGACCUGCUUGCGCCUCCUGCGUCGCCUGGGUCUCCUUGAUCGAGAUUCCCGCCAACAAUGCUGCACCUUCGGCGGCACCUUCGGCGGCACCUUCGACGGCACCUUCCACCGCUCCAUCCUCGACAGUCCCAGUGGCCAGGAUCAUGCGGAACGAGCCGACGGAGGACGUCGACAUCAUGAUUCCAUUGCCGGGUGACGCCAACCUUCUGAGAAGCGUCCUCUCCUUCGUCCUGCGCAACAAUCCUAUGCGUCCCGAGAUUUACACGUUCGCCUUCGACUUGUACGGCGGGCUGCAGUUGAUAAAGUCUUCCGUGUGCCGCGUGCAAGGACAAGGGCCAGAUGCAAACAAGAGAGUGCACCGCCCCACCGACAUGGUGACGACACGUCAGGUCCGAGUUCCGGUCGUGACGGGACCUUCUCGCCCUGACCUUGUUGUGGAGCACGACUGCGACGUCAUGAUGGUCGACCAGGCCGAGGGCGACGUUCUUGAGGAUGACGCCACCGUUGCCGAUGACAUCGCUAUCGGGUCGGAUCCUCCUGCGCUAACCAUCCUCGACUCUGGGUGCACAAAGACGAUGCGUGGGACAGCCUGGGCCGAGCGCUUCGAGGCAGAGCUGAGCAGGCUUGGUCUGAAGUUCCAGAGCCAGAAGAGGAAGCAGUUGUUCAAGGGUGUUGGUGGCCAGAUUCAGAGCAACUUGGUCAAGAUAUACCCCAUUGGCCUGGCCAAGGUGCAUGGAGAAAUGUGUUCAUCUGAAGCCCCCGGCCCUCUUCCGCUUCUGCUUUCCCGACCUUUCAUGGAGGAGCUCGGCGCCGUCAUUGACAUUAACCAGGGCACUGUUCACUUCACUGCCAUUGGGGUCCGCGACCUGCCGCUUCUAAACACUUCCAAGAGCCACUUGGCAGUGAACUUGCUCGACUUCGACACUAGCAGCCCCGUGGGUCAUCGUGGUUAUCCGAACCUGAGCUCUCCGGUGUCCGUGCGCUCAUCGAGUCCGGCGACCGCAUCGUCGUCAACGUUUCCGGGUGCAUGCUUGGCUGCCUGGACGCAGAAACAGG
This is a messenger RNA of Symbiodinium pilosum, 3100 nucleotides long. The record is from the annotation of a GenBank genome assembly. NCBI's taxonomy places the organism in Eukaryota, Dinophyceae, Suessiales, Symbiodiniaceae.